AUGAGGAUUAUGAUGUUGAACUUGUUUGAUGAGAAGAUUAUGAUGUUGGAUGUUGUGAAUACUGUUGUGCUAAAUGCUGCCAGGUAUCUCAACGAGGUGAUAUCCUGCAACAGCAUCCAAAGACUCGUCAUUACCUCGCAUGCACCCUUUUAUCUCCUGCGCCACAGCAUCCUUAGGCGGGAUAAACGGCUCUCGGAAAGCAAGAUCUCAUCUCCCUUUGCCUUUGCAGCAUCCAAGCAUCUUGGAGAUGGCAUCUUGUUCAAUCGUUUUCGCAAUAAGGUCUCGGGUUGCAGUGUGGAGGCCCUGAGGCUGAAGUCGGUGACGGUCCCUUCACACCAGAUCACCGGCGCUUCGGUCGAGCUCGAGUGUAACUACGAGCUCGAGGACGACGUCUUGUACUCGGUCAAGUGGUACCGCGGGGAGAACGAGUUUUUUCGCUACGUCCCCGCCGACAGCCAUCCGAUGCAGGUCUUCGAUCUCCCUGGCGUCUCUGUUGAUACCGCCCUGAGUGACUCUCGCAAGGUGACGCUGAGGACCGUGAGUCUCCAAUCGUCAGGAAAGUACAAGUGCGAGGUGUCAGCGGAUAUGCCGUCCUUCCACACCGAGUCCCGGAGCUCCGAGAUGCUCGUUGUGGACCUGCCCGACGAAGUCCCAACGAUCAGCGGCGGUCAAGCCAAGUACCACGUGGGAGAUGAAGUCCACGUCAACUGCACGUCCGCCCGCUCUCGUCCCGCAGCCUCCCUCAUGUGGUACAUCAACGACGACCAGGCCGAGAGCAGGUUCCUGGUGGAGUAUGCGCCGGAGAAUGACACAGACGGCCUCGAGACCUCCAGGCUCGGCCUCCGCUUCAUCGUUGGGCCUCGACACUUCCCGCAGGGAGAACUUCGCCUCAAAUGCACGGCCACCAUUGCAGCUGUUUACUGGCAGAGUUCCGAAGAGUCCGUGGAAGGACAGCUGCCCCAGACUGGACCCGCCCUGGAGAGUAAAGGGGUGUAUACAGGCGGCAGCGUGAGGUUCCUCCCCAACGCCUGGCUGGCUGCAGUGGGCGUGGUCAUGGCCCGGGCGCUCCUCCCCUUCCUCCCCCGCUCAUAGACCUCCCUGCAUAACCUGCUCCCUUAAACCCCCUUUUCCCCCUUGGUAGUGUCAGCUGAACCUCGCUAGUAGUCGCAGCUUCACCAGCGGAGAUGGGGAGGAAAAGGAGAUGAGACAAAGAAGACAAGGAGAUGAGAGAGAGAAGAAAAGGGAGAUGAAAGAAAGAAGAAAAAUGAAAUGAAAGCGUGAGAGAAAAAGAAAAAGAAAAAGAAGAAGAAGAAAGGAAAUGAAAGCGUGAGAGAAAAAGGAAAAGAAAACAAAAGGAAAAAGCUUAAAAGAAAACGGCAUGGUUGAUUGUUGACAGUGACGUUUCCCCCAAGGCGAUUACUGAGGACACUCGCAGUGCGGAUUAGCGAUUCGUCCUGAAGGGGGCACGCCGAUUGGUUUUCUUGCUGUGUGAUGUGGAAAGAAGAGAUGGAUGUAUUGAAGGAAAAAAAAUAGAAAUAAGAAGAGAAAGUAAAAAUAAAAUAUAUGUAUAUGUUAAUUUUAACCGUGUUUGAGUCGAGUUAGGAUAAUAAAAGAAGAGAAAAUAUGAUGAAAAGGAAACCUCAUUGUUUUGAGAAAACGUGCGACGUCGAGGUUCAUUUUCUACGCUGCUUUAGAUAUUUGAUAAGACAUAUUAGACCAUGAACUGAGGAUAUUUUAUCUGUUAUUGUAUCUAGAGGCACAAGUUAUACAGAGAACGCGCGCAGAGGAUGUAGUUCCGUACCUGUCCCUGUGCGUUUACCUCCCCCUCGUCCAGAUAUUUGAACUCCCCGAGCCCUUUCCCCUUUUCCCUUCCCCUUCCCUUUCCCCUUCCCCUUUCCCUUUCCUUUUCCCUUUCCCUUUCCCCUUCCUCUUUUCCCCUUUGCUCUUUCCUCUUUCCCCUUCCCUUUCCCCUUCCCCUUUCCCUUUCUCUUUCCCCUACCCCUUUCUCCGCUUUUUACCAAUUAACAUUACCCUUCACCUUACCUUUUCAUUACUUUUCUCUUAACUUUCCUUUAUCCUUUCCUUGUCCUUCCCUUGCCCUUCCCUUACUUUUCCCUUGCCCUUUUCUUGCCCUUCCCUUGCCCUCCCCUUGCCCUUCCCUUGCCCUUCCCUUGCCCUUCUCUUGCCCUUCCCUUGCCCUUCCCUUGCCCUUCCCUUGCCCUUCUCUUGCCCUUCCCUUGCCCUUCCUUCCAUGGUUUCUUUAAUAUGCUGUAUGUAAUGUCUCUUUCAUCAAAGGUACACUCGCUCUCUUUUUAAUUACUUGCCUUUGUAAAUCUUUUUUCCCUUUCCCCUCCUUCUUUUUCCUUCUUUUUUUUUACAACUUUUCUUUUCCAAGUCGUCUUUUAUUGCCUCUUGUGUGAUUUCCUACUCCUUCUCCCCCAGCGCUUCCUUCCUCUACCUCUGUUGGAGUCUUUCCAAUUUCCUGUGUUCUGGCUGUCUCUGGUAUUUUCUUUUCCCCAUUCUGUGAUCUCUGUCUCUCUGUCUCUCUCUCUCUCUCUCUCUCUCUCUCUCUCUCUCUCUCUCU
Messenger RNA from Penaeus monodon (black tiger shrimp), 2584 nucleotides. RefSeq lists its product as uncharacterized. Lineage: Eukaryota; Metazoa; Arthropoda; Malacostraca; Decapoda; Penaeidae. The record is from RefSeq and is a predicted model, not a curated record. Bases 1 to 1092 code for a protein of 363 amino acids. The transcript is spliced from 8 exons.